CAUAUACAUGGCUUGACUUAAAAAUGAUUACCAAUUCCUGAUUAGAUGUGUGACGGUCCAGCGGUCACAUAAACUGCCCAAGUCCUUACAGUACUGCACUGUACUCAAGAACAAACAAUACAAGAAAUUAAAAAUGGAUCCCUUGAUAUCCGAUCCAUUUGGACUUGAAUGUUUAGUGGACUGUGUUUUCACAGCGAUGUACUUUGCACAACCAUCUAACUUGAAUGACUUUAUAUACCAGUACAUAUCAGAGCUGACGGACUCCAUAGGAUGUCACAAAGAAGGGAAUGCCCAUCACAUUUUUAAUCACUUCCAAGAACAAUGGGAGACAAACUUUCUGGAUAAUAAAGACAGCCAAACAACGAUUCCCAGCCCAAGCAUGGCCUUUGUCCCAUCAUUGCAAAACAUAUCUGAGGAAGACAUAUUUGGCCUUUUAUACAGGCUCUACAAGGAUUUGGCUUCGGCAAAGGUUUUACCAAAAGAAGUGAUACAUAAACGAAGACGGAAGCGCAGAACAACUCAUGCGCAUUUACCACAACGGUGCUUCUGCGACGCCAGCACAGAGACAGACCUAUUGUCGUUAGAAUGGAUUUUAAGUGAAGAUGAGAGUUUCGGACUGAGUGAUGAUAGUGAGACAAUGACAGAUAUAAGCCAGGGCUUUUUGCCACCAUUACUGGUUGAGACAAUGCCAGACAUAAAAGAGUACUGUUUUCCAACAGUUCCAGUUCACCCAAUGCCAGACAUGAGUCAGUGCUUUUUGCCACCAAUCCCAGUUAUUCCAGAAACACCUUUAGAUAUGAAAUCGGCGACGUACAAUGCUGAUGUUACUCAGGCACAAGUUUCACAAAAGCUUGUUCCCCCACCAAAUCCAACAAAGAAUGUCGAGAGUGACCAAGUAAAUACUGAUGAAAGACAAGUUAUUCCACUUCAACAUGCAAGCAAAACAGAGAAGGCAGGCAGCAAGGCUCCAAAGCAAAACCCCCUGCUGAACAAACACGAUAAAAAACCUGGUCCAGAGAAGGCCAAGUCUAUGAACAGAGCAACACUACUAGUGCCUGAUAAACCGGGGGCAACGCCAUUCACACCAAAGAAAGCCGCACCCAAAAACCGUCUGAAACCAAUUGAGUCCAAGAACCCUCGGAUUGCCCAACGUCAAAAACCUGGAAUACCUGAACUACAGCCCUCUCAAAAAACACAGGAACCCAAGAAACCAAGGGUGAGUCCUUACCAGGUAUCUGCAUCUAAAAGACCUGAAAAAACAGAAGCGCAAAAUAGGCUAACAAUUUUGGAGGCCAACAGUGUGUUACCUGGGAUCACAUCAGGACCAAAGAGGCCAAAAACAUUGGGAAUCACGUCGACGUUACCUGAGGUGAGGAGGACAUGGUUGAGUCUUCGUCGCAUAUAUGGACCAGAAAAGCCAAAAGUCCCGGCGACAAACAUCAAACCAAAACAGCCUUGGAGAAAUCCUCUCAGUGAUCCUCCAAGAAGGGAAGGACCACCUCGCGUGUACUGGAUAGAGAGGGAAAGAGCAAGGCCUGUGCAAAACAGACCAAGUCGGAAAGUUCCUGGCAAACUCUUGCUUUGACACAAAAUACAGCAGACGGCGUUAUCAGUCACACAAAGCCAACUUGUAUCAUCAACAUGCCACACAACAGAAGAAUGUUUUAAUCCUUUGUUGAUUACAUGCCUAUUUGUAUAGUAUUUUUCACUUUGUACACAUUGAGCAGUUUGUAAUAUUACAUGCUUUUGAGUUGGAAUGGUGGUUUAGUGACUGGCUGGCAACUGAUUAGAACCCACUACUAACACCUAUGUCAGUUGUCAUCUCAACCCACGGACGAGGCAAUGACGGACUGAAGCGUCAUAGUGUUGCAACAAGAUACAGAGGCAGCGACACGGUGAACCGCUCUGCCUAGCCGUGUAAGAUCCCUACAGGGGAAUUAGUAACGCUGGCAGCAGGAUGUGUCUUAAGAGCUCUUUUUAAUGCACGUUCUGGCUGCUAGUUAUGUUCUUGUGCCUACAGGAAUUCCGGUGUCGAGAUGGCUACUACGAGAGGG
Molecule: messenger RNA, 2054 nt
Organism: Entelurus aequoreus (snake pipefish)
Lineage: Eukaryota; Metazoa; Chordata; Actinopteri; Syngnathiformes; Syngnathidae
Exons: 2
Coding region: 134-1585 (483 amino acids)
Source: RefSeq, a predicted model, not a curated record